Phalaenopsis equestris is the source of this 1567-nucleotide messenger RNA. RefSeq lists its product as uncharacterized. Gene Ontology annotation, cellular component: chloroplast. The transcript is spliced from 4 exons. NCBI's taxonomy places the organism in Eukaryota, Viridiplantae, Streptophyta, Magnoliopsida, Asparagales, Orchidaceae. The record is from RefSeq and is a predicted model, not a curated record. Bases 150 to 1292 code for a protein of 380 amino acids.
AACUUCAUUGAUCGAUUCAACUUGGAAAAGAAAAAUAAAAAUAAAAAAGAAAUGUGACACCGUUGAAUUGAAAGCCUCGCCAGCCUCCAGAUCCACAACCUCCAUCUCUACGAGGGUGUUCCGACGACAACCCUAAUUGGCGGUCAAACAUGGAGCUAACAGCUGCUCUGUACAUGAUUCCCUCUCCGGCGAAGUUUUCUCGAACUUCCAUUUCUUAUGCACCACGAUUCUCCUGUACUCGGCUGGGAAGUCCCAUCAGGGUCCGAUGCGUGUCUUCUUCCGUGGAUCCCUCUGAAGCAACUGCAACGGUGGAGAAGCCAUUGAUCUCAACGAAGUCUGGGAAUUGGCGGUGGAGAUUUCAAGGAACAACCAUCAAUAUUAACUAUGAAGAACACAAGGAAGAAAACAAUGCUAAUGAAAAGAGCAUCCUCAUGAUUCCUACAAUAUCAGAUGUUAGUACCGUUGAGGAGUGGAGCGUUGUUGCAAAAGAUAUUGUUGGAAGGAAAGGAAAUGUCAAUUGGCGUGCUACUAUCGUCGAUUGGCCUGGUUUAGGUGAUUCGGAGAGGCCGUUGCUAAAUUACAAUGCUGAUGUGAUGGAGAACUUUCUAUUUCAGCUCAUAAAUGAGGCAGAUAGUCCUCUGAGAAAUUCAAAUGAAGAUUUGGUCAUUGUUGGAGGAGGACAUGCAGCAACUUUAGCUCUUCGUGCAGCUGUUAAGGGUAAGGUCAAGCCAUCCGCCAUUGCCGCUGUUGCUCCUACAUGGUCUGGUCCCCUGCCUAUAGUCUUUGGUCGAAGUUCUACGAUGGAAUCAAGAUAUGGGCUGCUUAGGGGAACUUUAAGAGCCCCCGCGGUCGGCUGGAUGAUGUACAAUGUGCUUGUGAGCAACGAGAAAGCGAUCGAAUCCCAGUAUAAGUCGCACGUCUAUGCUGACCCUAACAACGUCACUCCGAGUGUCAUCAAGAGCCGAUACGCUCUGACUAAGCGGAAAGGUGCCCGAUACGUUCCGGCAGCUUUCUUGACUGGGCUCCUCGACCCCGUCAAGACUCGAGAUGAAUUUUUGGAUCUAUUUGCCGAGUUGGACGGAAAGAUACCUAUUCUUGUUGUUUCCGCGAAAAAUGCACCAAAGAGAUCUAAAGCAGAGAUUGAUGCGCUUAAAGGUGCGAAGGGUGUCACGAAGUUUGUGGAAGUACCAGGGGCCCUUCUCCCUCAGGAGGAGUAUCCAUUAAGGGUUGCUGAAGAGCUAAGCCAGUUCCUGCAAUCAAUUUCUGUACCAUCUGGUGAUCUUAAACUCUAACCUUAAAGCUGAGGCGAGGGGAGUUAUAUGCUUCACAGGUCAGUUUUUAUGUAUUUGAGAUAUUGAAAAUGUUUAUAAUCAUGUUAGUGCUAGCUAUGAUAUGUGACAUUAGAAGAGAGCAGAGAAUAUUUUGAUAAUAGGAAUUGCCUAUGGAGUCGUAUCAUAUGUGAAUCACAAACUUGCUACUUAAUAAAAGCCGGCGUAAUUAAGGAAAAUAAUUCAGAGCAUGAUGAUGAAUUCUUACGCUGUUUUAUCCGUUCAAGAAUGAAAACCAG